This is a messenger RNA of Volvox carteri f. nagariensis, 2145 nucleotides long. RefSeq lists its product as uncharacterized. Gene Ontology annotation, cellular component: nucleolus. Gene Ontology annotation, biological process: ribosomal large subunit assembly. The transcript is spliced from 12 exons. The coding region runs from base 172 to 2145 and encodes 657 amino acids. NCBI's taxonomy places the organism in Eukaryota, Viridiplantae, Chlorophyta, Chlorophyceae, Chlamydomonadales, Volvocaceae. The record is from RefSeq and is a predicted model, not a curated record. Gene Ontology annotation, molecular function: protein binding.
UGCAUUAGUGAUGUAGCUUACUGUAUUUCUCUGGAGGACGACAUCAUCUGGCGAUUCGGCCGAAACUAUAACCCUGCAAGCUAUGUCGGACUUGUGAUCAAGGGAAGCUUUUUGGCCCAGGAUUAGUAUCAUCGGACAAAGGCCUGCGGCAAUCUUUCAUUAGCUGGUGAAAUGGACUUGUCGGACCCUGAUGUCGUGGCCCGAGCCUACGUAAUGCAAUGGAUGCACGAGACUGGCCUGCACAACGCCCUCAAAGCGCUAGAGAAAGAGGUCGGUUUGAUCUACGACGAAUCCCAGCUUCCAGAGGCUUCUCAGCUAAUGCAGCCCCUUCCCAAGCUAGUGUGGCGACAUGUCGAAGAGCGUGUACAGCAGCUCGAGGAGGUGGAGGAGGAACAUCAGCUCGAGGAGGUGGAGGAGGGUGGUGAUGACCGCCGCGAAGGGGGGAACCCUUGUGGCAGCAGCAGAGCGGCCAAUAAGCGGGGUGAUGGUGGUGGCGGCGCUGCGGCAGAUCCGAGGGGGGACGCGUGCGGGUUUUCACGACACGGCCAAAACGCGGAGGGGAGUCGGCACCUGCAGCAGCAGCAGCGGCAGCAGCAGCGGCAGCGGCAGGAGGAAGCACUGCGGUUGUUGCGGUCCGGUGACGGCGAUUUCGCGAGUCGGGUUGUGGCGGCGGAGGUGCCCGCAGAGGUGCACCGCGUCAACAUCAUUGCCGUACGGAUAGUUCCGGAGCAGAGCUGCGUGAUUACGGCUGCGGGAGACGGCUGCGUGCGUUGCGUACGGUGGUACGGCACUGGCGGCGACGGCGACGUAAGCGAAACCAGUGGCGGCGGUGGCGGCGCCAACGAGGUUGAGGUGGUGUGGAGUACCGCUGUUGGGACGUCCGCUUUGCUGACGCUGGCUCUACACCCUGAUUACUCUCGGGGAUUUCCAUUGGUGGCCGUGGGGGGUAUGGACGGCAGGGUUACGGUACUGUACGGCAGGACCGGCACCAUCAUUGCCACCUUGCAGCCACAUUCCAAGUACGUGGUACGUGUGGUGUGGGCCUCCACGACCGAUGCUACGACCCGUGCUACAACCGCCGCCGCCGCCGCCACCGCCAUGGACACCACUGCCACCAGGGGCAUCGGCACUACAGCUAAAGGCGGAACAUGUGAUCCGAGGGAGGAUAGUGGUGGUGGUGGUGGUGGUGGUGGGAAUGGGGAUGGCGGUGGCGGUUCCGGAGCCGGCGGCGGUCUUCAAGGCAGGAGCGGCGAACGAGGUGUGAUGGUGUUGGCCAGCGCCUCCACGGACGAGGCAGUCGCGAUCCUGCGGCUGGAUCUAGAUUAUGUAUUAGAUUUGAAUUCUGAUUUGGGUCAGGGAUCCAGAACUGGCAAGCCAACUGGUGCAGCAAGCAGCAGCAAUGGCAGCAGCAGCGGCAGUACGCUCGUGGUUUCUGUUCGCGGCAGCAACUAUCUGCGGCUCCUGGAUGUUGGUCGUUUGGUCGGGGAGGAGGCAAAGAUGGGUGUUAGUGGUGGUGGUGGCGGCGGUGGUGAGUCGGUGCCCGAGCGCCUGGUCAACCUGAACGAGUCGGGAGACGACCACGUCUCAUUCACCGCUAAGCACCUGGUCACCUCGCAUUGCGGGAGGUACCUGCUGGUGUGUACGGACACGCCUCGGCUGCUCAUACUCCGUACGAGUGACUGGUCCGUGCUGAAAGUCAUCUUCGGCCCGCCCCUGGCGGACCAGUUCCCGCAGCCUGUGGCCGCCUGGCACAGAGACUCGAACUACAUCUACAGCGCGGGGGGGGCGGGGGCGCAGCUGAACGUGAUCCACCUGGGCAGCGGUCGCCCGGUGCACACAACCGCCGUGAUUCACAAAAUAAAUAUACGAGGCCUGGACUACGACCCUGACCGCAACCUGCUCGCGACGUGCAGCUUCGACAAGACGGUCAAACUGCUGGCGGCGACACCAUCGCUGCCUGCGGCGGCCGUUGCUGCUGCUACUGCUGUACUGAGCGCUCCACCACCUCCUCGCGCUAAUGGCCCAAACGCGGAGCCUCCAGGCCCCCGGGGGCCUACAACUGGCGUCCAACUACGUCUCUUCCAGCCCGCACUCCCGGGCCCCACAUUCGUUGCCUUGGAAACCACGCAACCCAGAGCCUCCUGA